This is a messenger RNA of Bombus huntii, 1583 nucleotides long. RefSeq names its product V-type proton ATPase subunit d (gene VhaAC39-1). The record is from RefSeq and is a predicted model, not a curated record. Gene Ontology annotation, cellular component: early endosome; lysosomal membrane; vacuolar proton-transporting V-type ATPase complex. Gene Ontology annotation, biological process: vacuolar acidification; proton transmembrane transport; vacuolar transport. The transcript has 6 exons. Lineage: Eukaryota; Metazoa; Arthropoda; Insecta; Hymenoptera; Apidae. Bases 97 to 1143 code for a protein of 348 amino acids. Gene Ontology annotation, molecular function: proton-transporting ATPase activity, rotational mechanism.
AUGGUCAUAUGAUCGACACGAAAAAGGGCGAGUCCGAUUUCAACUUUGACGUAUCGGUAUUUCAAUUGGAGUAAUUGUAAUAAACGAUCCUCCAAAAUGAAGGGUUGUAUGUUUAACAUCGACGGAGGGUAUUUGGAGGGCCUUUGCCGAGGCUUUAAAUGUGGAAUUCUUCAACAAAGUGACUAUCUUAAUCUUGUACAAUGUGAAACUCUUGAAGAUUUAAAACUACAUUUGGCUGGUACAGAUUAUGGCAGUUUUUUAGCUAAUGAGCCAUCACCACUUUCUGUUAGUGUGAUCGAUGAUAAAUUAAGAGAAAAGCUUGUUGUGGAAUUUCAACAUAUGCGCAACCAUUCUGUAGAACCUUUGUCGCAAUUUUUAGAUUUCAUUACUUAUAGUUAUAUGAUCGAUAAUAUUAUUUUACUAAUUACUGGAACAUUGCAUCAAAGACCAAUUUCAGAGUUGAUCCCUAAAUGUCACCCUCUAGGCAGUUUCGAACAAAUGGAAGCUAUUCAUGUAGCAGCUACACCUGCUGAACUUUAUAACGCAGUUUUGGUAGACACCCCUUUAGCACCCUUUUUUGUGGAUUGCAUCUCUGAACAAGAUUUGGAUGAAAUGAACAUAGAAAUAAUCAGAAAUACAUUAUACAAAGCUUAUUUGGAAGCAUUUUAUAAAUUUUGUAAAGAAAUUGGUGGGACAACUGCAGAUACUAUGUGUGAAAUACUUGCGUUUGAAGCUGAUAGGCGAGCAAUUAUUAUAACCAUAAAUUCAUUUGGAACUGAAUUGGGUAAAGAUGAUAGAGCAAAAUUGUAUCCACGUUGUGGAAAAUUAAAUCCAGAUGGAUUAGCCGCACUAGCAAGGGCUGAUGAUUAUGAACAGGUCAAAGCUGUAGCAGAAUACUUUGUUGAAUACAGUGCUUUAUUUGAAGGUGCAGGUAACAAUCCUGGUGAUAAAACUUUAGAAGAUAAAUUCUUUGAGCAUGAGGUUCGCUUAAAUGUUCAUGCUUUCCUUCAACAAUUUCACUUUGGAGUAUUCUACAGUUAUCUUAAAUUAAAGGAACAAGAAUGCCGUAAUAUUGUAUGGAUAGCGGAAUGUGUUGCACAAAAGCAUCGUGCUAAAAUAGAUAAUUACAUUCCAAUUUUUUAAUAAAUUUCUUGAUGUUUUGUUGAUCAUUUAUAUUUAACUAUACAACAAUAUCAUACGGCAAAAGUAAAUUUUCCUUCUUAUUUUUAUUUCUUAACCACGAAUAACUAAUAAUUCUACAGUAUUUCAUAUUAUGGAGAAAAAGCAAAUGUAAAUUGAAAAAAAAUAUAAUUAUUUCAUUAACAACUGAGAUAAACAAAUAUAACUAUGUCUCUAGCCAAAUUGAACAGAUGAUAUUGAAAAUUAUUAUACAUAAAAUUAUUAUUUAGUAAGAGUUCAUAUUAUAUAGGUGUAUAUAGUGUAUUUUAUUGUAGCAGUAUAUAUUAUGUUUGAUAUUUUCUGAUGUUGUAAUUACUGAUUCUAUUGUAAUAUAAAAUAAUAUAUAAUGCAUUCCACAUAAGUUUAAAACAUUCAAUUCAAAUAAUAAGAUCUUAUAAACUGAA